CGCAACAAUAGAGUGUACCAUUUCUGCUGUUGUGAGAACGUGCUAAGAGUUGAAGAUUUCGUACCCGAUUGUGCUCGGUAACUAACGUCGUGGCCGUUACGAGCCGUGACCUUAUACGUUUCUUGUUUAAUAUUGUACACUAACCCACCACCCCCAAAUUAUAUGCAAGCUUUCCGUUGCGGGGAAGAUGGAGUCGCACGAUGGAGUGGCGGCCGGACCGAAAAUAGAACAGCCAAAAAAAGGAAACGCUGUCACUUCUCAGCAGUCAGCGUCACAGCAGCAGCUAGGAGGGCAGUCAAGAAAAAUGGAUGCCGCAUCAGUUGAAUCUUCACCGCCACCAUCGGCGGAAGCGCCGAAAUCGAAAAAAGACAAGAAGAAGCGGAACAAAGGCAAGAAAGAUAGUACCCCGACUGAUACUGAGUCUUCCGAAAAAUCGAUUAACAGUGGUAACACGGCAACGACCUUGGUAGAUGAUGCACCGGAGCCCAAACCACAGCUCCCGGUCGUUGAACAAGCCGAAGUACAGAAGGAACCAGCCAAGAAGAAGUCGAAAAAAUCCAAGAAAUCCAAGGGACAGGACGAUACAUCGACCCUGCAGCAGGAUAACGAUAACAAAUAUCAAGAGAAUGUGCAGCAACAGAAUGCCAAAAAUCUGAAGGAGAAGGAAAAUUUGGCACACAAGCUGUGCGAUAACAUAACGGAGGAACUGAGCAAGGUGGUUCUGGCGUGUGUGGACGUUAUUGAUUUUGGUUUUUUCUUCUAUCGGUCAUACUAAGCCUUGCCGAGUUUUGUGCUGGUUGAGUUUUUUUUUUGCUUGGUUUGGCUGACCAGUUGACCAGCUUUGGUUCUAUUUUGCUUGUUUCCGUUUCGGACUUUCUGUUAUCUUACUUUGGUCCUGUAGUUGAAUUUUACCUUCUUUUCUUUGUAAAUAUGAUGUUUCUUGGCGUGAUGUAUAAUCCUUCGAGUCGGAAAUAGGCUACGGAUAGCUUUUAAGGUUCCGGUCUUUCGGGUGUAUGUCUAUCAAUUCAUACAGAGAUACACGGGUUUAGAAUAAUCGGAACAUUAAAACAACUUCCGGAUUAGUUCACCCCGUUAGCCGGUCAAUCGUUGUGGAAAGUUUUUCGUUUUUAGUAUAUAGCUAGCACUAAAAUGGUUUGUUUUUCAGCACCUGUUGUUUUAUUUUCACGCUUGGUUCUUUUUGCCAGUACUCACCUGCCG
This is a messenger RNA of Anopheles moucheti, 1218 nucleotides long. RefSeq lists its product as uncharacterized. The transcript has a single exon. Bases 188 to 775 code for a protein of 195 amino acids. The record is from RefSeq and is a predicted model, not a curated record. NCBI's taxonomy places the organism in Eukaryota, Metazoa, Arthropoda, Insecta, Diptera, Culicidae.